Messenger RNA from Radiomyces spectabilis, 567 nucleotides. RefSeq lists its product as uncharacterized. The transcript has 4 exons. The record is from RefSeq and is a predicted model, not a curated record. Bases 101 to 487 code for a protein of 128 amino acids. NCBI's taxonomy places the organism in Eukaryota, Fungi, Mucoromycota, Mucoromycetes, Mucorales, Radiomycetaceae.
CCAUGCUCUUAAAGAUUUGAGCGUUCAUCACUCAUAAAAAAAAAAAAAAAGGCCAGCCCGAUAAACAAACUUGAACAUUUUUCGUCCCUGAAAAACCCAAAUGAACUCUCUGCUUCGAUCCACUCGUUCCCUUGUCAAAGCGCAACGUCUCCUUCACACCAGCGCAUCGGCUCAUGAACGCAAACAGUUUCUGGUCGUUGUUCACGACUAUACUGAUGCUCAAGGGUUGGACCGUCGCAUGGCUGCUCGGGAUUUGCAUCUUCAGCAAGCCAAAGAAGCACAAGCCGAUGGAAGCCUAGUGUUGGGAGGAGCGCUUUUCAACUCUCACGAGCAAGGCAAGAUGAUUGGAAGUGCGCUUGUAUAUGAGGCCGAGUCCGAGGAAGAAGUGCGUCAGAUAAUUGCCAAAGAUCCAUACGUCAAGGGCAAAGUAUGGGAGAAAUGGGAUAUCUAUCCAUUCCGCAUGGCCAUUACGCCAUCCAAGUCAUGAAAAAAGAGCGGAUAGGCGGAGAUACAAAAAACCAACAGUGACAGUGACGCGUCUUUCCUUUCAAUUUUAUCUUACUUCCC